Corvus hawaiiensis (hawaiian crow) is the source of this 2602-nucleotide messenger RNA. RefSeq names its product aquaporin 1 (Colton blood group) (gene AQP1). The record is from RefSeq and is a predicted model, not a curated record. Gene Ontology annotation, cellular component: membrane. The coding region runs from base 71 to 886 and encodes 271 amino acids. Lineage: Eukaryota; Metazoa; Chordata; Aves; Passeriformes; Corvidae. The transcript is spliced from 4 exons. Gene Ontology annotation, biological process: hyperosmotic response; renal water transport; carbon dioxide transmembrane transport. Gene Ontology annotation, molecular function: glycerol transmembrane transporter activity; ammonium channel activity; water channel activity.
UAUCAGGCAAAGGAAGGGAGAGAGGGAGAAGGGAAAGUGAGGAGGGGAGAGAGAGAGAGAAAGAGGGAAGAUGGCUAGUGAAUUCAAAAAGAAAAUGUUCUGGAGGGCAGUGGUGGCUGAGUUCCUGGCCAUGAGCCUUUUUAUUUUUAUCAGCAUUGGCUCAGCUCUGGGCUUCAACUUCCCCGUGGUGGCCAACAAAACAUCAACGAGGUCUCAGGACAACGUGAAGGUGUCGCUGGCUUUUGGGUUAUCCAUCGCUACCAUGGCGCAGAGCGUGGGCCACAUCAGCGGGGCACACCUGAACCCGGCUGUCACCCUGGGGCUGCUGCUCAGCUGCCAGAUCAGCAUCUUCAAGGCACUCAUGUACAUCUUCGCCCAGUGCCUGGGGGCAGUGGUGGCCACAGCCAUUCUCUCGGGAGUCACCUCCUCUCUCCCAGGAAACUCCCUGGGGCUUAAUGCUCUUUCAGAGGGAAUCAAUGCAGGCCAAGGGCUGGGUAUUGAAAUCAUUGCCACCUUCCAGCUGGUGCUGUGUGUCCUGGCCACCACAGACCGGAGAAGGAACGACGUCUCGGGAUCGGCACCUUUGGCCAUUGGUCUCUCUGUUGCCUUGGGACAUCUUCUUGCUAUUGAUUACACCGGCUGUGGAAUUAACCCAGCCAGAUCUUUCGGCUCAGCGCUCAUCGCCAACAACUUUGAAAAUCACUGGAUCUUCUGGGUUGGCCCAAUCAUUGGAGGAGCAAGUGCUGCCCUGAUUUACGACUUCAUCCUGGCACCCAGAACCAGUGACCUCACCGACCGCAUGAAGGUGUGGACCAGUGGCCAAGUAGAAGAGUAUGACCUGGAAGGGGAUGAUAUGAACUCCCGGGUUGAAAUGAAGCCAAAAUAAAGAAGGGCAUGGAGAGUGGAAAAAAAAAAAAGGCAAAAAAAAAAGCAGCACAUUGGUUUCCGAAGAUUUUAUCAGUGUUAUAGACUCUUUGCAAACCAGCAAGCAGUACCUUGUUUUUUUAAUUCAAUACAGUUUUCCAUUUUUUUUUUUUGCCCCCAUAUCUUCAUAACAUUUUUUAUAUCUGGGGUUUUUCAAUUACAGAGUCUUCAGGUCAAGAAGUCGUGACCUAAAUAAAUUGGGCUGAAGUUUAACCCCUCUCUUGCUACCACCCAAUUUUGAAGUGUAUUUAGUGUGGGGGGUUCUCCAACCACAUCACUCAGUAAUGAUAAGUAGUUCAAAAGAGCAGUCUGUUUCCUGAAAGAAUAGAGGACAGAGAACCAUCUGUACCAAUAACGGGGGGCCUUACACCUGAGAAAACAGUAUAUAUACAAAAAUGCAAGGCUGGAAUCUAAUGCCAGCAACAAAUGGGGAAAAAACCAAUCUCAAAUCAGUGUCCAAAAGCUCCUUUUGGAAGAAAAGGCUAUUAAAAAUUAGUUGUUACAUAGAAUUAACCAUCAUUUCCUAAAUGAUUGAUCAUCUUUGAGAAAGAGGGCCAGAAAAGCAGGGUAAGAAUUUCCAGAGUCACAGGAUCUUUCAGAAUUUCUAGUGUUUCAUUCUCCCUCAACCUGCAUCCAGCUGAUUGUGAGGGGAGAAUACACGUGACAAAAGAUAUAUAGAUAUAUUAAUUCCUGGGAAAUAAUAGCUAGAAGUCAAAUUGGAGAGUAAUAAUAACAAUGACAACAAGAACAACGUGAUGCCAAUGUGUAAACAGGAUCUGAUUGUUCCCGUGGCUACUCUGCUUUUGUAUACCUUUUGUAAUUUAUCUGUGUGAUUUAAAGGAAAACAAGGAGCAAAGAAGUCCCCUUUCUCUCUGACCCCAUUCUAAUUGCCAGCACUGUGGCAUUCAGGGACCACAAAUAGAUGUACACACAGUAUAUUUUCUAAUGAGGGACAAAUACAUACAUACCUGGAAGUCCAUUUUGGGGGUGGUUGCUUUGUUUUUAUAUAUAUAUAUAUAUAUAUAUAUAAAUGUUUAUAUAUAUGUUUUAUACAGAAAGCCUAGUAUACUGUUUUGUAAGAAAAUAAGAGCAUAAAGACACGUGGAAAGAAUUGGAGCAGUACUUAGAGAAAUAAAUGACACUGGAAACGAGAAAGAAAUUUAACACUCUAAACGAUGUGGAAGAUUAUUUUCUGUUUUCAUUUGUGUGUGUGUGUGCUACUUAUGAUUUCCUGAGUAACCCAAAGCAUUACCUGGUCUUACCUACUAACUAUAGAAUAUAGUCAAAGCAGAUCCAUGCUGAUAUACUUGUUCUGCACUAAACAGUUUUCCAUAAGAAAUGAGGCCCAGAAGAACUGACAGAAAAUCAGCACAUUCCAGCAUUCAGAAAAACCCCCCAGAGGUAAUGGGAUGGAUUCUCCUCUCUGAGAGACAGUGUGGGACUGGGAGUUGAGGUAGGAUUGGCAUAGGAAUCUGUAUGGGUUGGAUCAUUUCAUCAAAUUGAGCAGAUGUACAAUGAAAAAAAGGAAUAAAAAGGAAAAUCACCAGCAAAAUAAAACAGAAUAUAUUUUAUCUUUCUUGUCUACAUUUGGUGUGCUAUCCCAUGUAUUGCCUGUGUACAUAGAGCAUGAUUGGAUUUUGGGGUGGUUUAAAAAUAAACAAAAUCAGUUGUGCUAACA